Messenger RNA from Corylus avellana, 3111 nucleotides. Its product is annotated as protein unc-13 homolog. NCBI's taxonomy places the organism in Eukaryota, Viridiplantae, Streptophyta, Magnoliopsida, Fagales, Betulaceae. The record is from RefSeq and is a predicted model, not a curated record.
AUGGGCCAACACACGCGCCGUGAGUCCCUAUCCGCGCCCCACGUGGCUUCUCGGCCCGAUCACCAUGACUCUGCCGAGAUUGACCUUAUGUGGCCCUUCGUCAAGAUCGCCGGCAUGGACCGCGAUGAUAUCCGGGAGACGGCGUAUGAGAUAUUCUUCACGGCGUGCCGGUCGUCUCCGGGGUUCGGUGGCCGCAAUGCGCUGACGUUCUACUCGUCAAACCACCACGAGAGCGGUGGGGACGCGUCUGUGGGGACGAAUAAGGCCCAAGCGGUGGUGGUGAUGACCCCUACGAGCCGGGUGAAGAGGGCGCUCGGGUUGAAGAUGUUGGGGCGGUCACCGUCGAGGAGGAUGGUGUCCGGCGCGGGGGGCAAUGCGGGCGGGUCCAAUCCUUCUUCACCGGGUGAAAAGGGCAGCCCCUCCGGCUCCAUAUCGUUCACGGUUCCGCCGCCAGCGAGGCCAAGGCGGCCCAUGACGUCAGCCGAGAUCAUGAGGCAGCAGAUGCGGGUGACGGAGCAGAGCGAUAACCGGCUCAGAAAGACGCUCAUGAGGACCCUCGUUGGCCAAAUGGGUAGACGAGCAGAGACAAUAAUCCUUCCAUUAGAGCUCCUCCGCCACCUAAAGCCUCCGGAAUUCAACGACUCCCACGAAUACCAUCUCUGGCAAAGGCGGCAGUUCAAAGUCCUUGAGGCAGGGCUUCUCCUCCACCCUUCAGUUCCCUUGGAGAAAUCAAACACCUUCGCCAUGCGUUUGAGGGACAUCAUCCGAUCCAGCGAGUUAAAAACAAUCGACACCGGAAAGAACUCCGACACCAUGAGAACUCUCUUGAAUUCCGUUGUCUCCUUAGCAUGGCGAAGCGCCAGCGGAACUCCCACCGACGUUUGCCACUGGGCUGACGGAUUCCCUCUCAACAUCCACCUCUACACUGCUCUUCUCCAGUGCAUCUUUGACGUCAGGGAUGAGACGUUAGUCCUCGACGAAGUGGACGAGCUUCUAGAGCUAAUCAAGAAGACAUGGUCAACGCUGGGAAUCACCCGGGUCAUACACAACUUGUGUUUUACUUGGGUUCUGUUUCAGCAGUAUAUUCUGACAGGUCAGAUAGAACAGGACCUUCUCUGUGCCUCCCAUGCUAUGUUAGCAGAGGUGGCAAACGAUGUCAAGCGACCAGGCCGAGAGGGCAUGUAUAUCAAGAUCCUGUCGUCCGUACUGUCUUCCAUGCAGGGGUGGGCAGAGAAGAGAUUGCUCAAUUACCAUCACUAUUUCCAGAGGGGAAAUGUCGGCCUACUUGAAAGCCUUCUCCCUUUGGUUUUAUCCACCUCAAAGAUUUUAGGUGAGGAUGUUAAAUUCACCGAAGGGGUCGGGCAUGAGGAAGGAGGGGUAACUUUGGUGGACUCCACCGGGGAUCGUGUCAACCACUAUAUACGAUCAUCUCUAAAAAGCGCAUUUGCCAAGAUAAUUGAAAUCGGGAAUGUGAUGAGUGUUGCUGCCGAAGUGAAGCAAGAGGCAAACGAAGCUCUACUUCAAUUAGCUAAGGACACUGAGGAUUUGGCAAUGAAGGAGAGGGGAAGCUUCAGUCCCAUACUGAAGAAAUGGCACCCAACUGCAGCUGCAGUUGCUGCUGUUACGCUACAUAGUUGCUACGGAAAUGUGCUGAAACAAUAUUUAGGUGGGGUGUCGUUGCUCACAACAGAGACAGUCGGGGUGCUGCAGACGGCUGGAAAGCUGGAAAAGCAUUUGGUACAAAUGGUAGUUGAAGACUCUGCUGAGUGCGAUGAUGGAGGCAAAGCAAUCGUGCGAGAGAUGGUUCCAUAUGAAGUUGAAUCAAUCAUAUUGCACCUCUUGCAAACAUGGAUUCAUGAGAGGUUGAAGAAAGGGAAAGAGUGUCUCGUACGAGCAAAAGAGACCGAAACAUGGAAUCCAAAGUCCAAAUCAGAGCCAUAUGCGCAAUCAGCUGUGGAACUAACGAAAUUGGCCAAGGAAACUGCGGACAACUUCUUCGAAAUCCCAAUUGGAAUUACCGAAGAUUUAGUUCUAGAUCUUGCUGAUGGUUUGGAGACUCACUUCCAGGAGUAUGCUACAUUUGUUGCAUCAUGUGGUUCAAAGCAAAGCUAUAUCCCAACACUUCCUCCUCUAACCAGAUGCAAUCGAGACUCAAAGUUCCUCAAGCUGUGGAAAAAAGCUAGCCCAUGUGUUGGUGCAGAAGAGUAUGAUCACCAAUAUGGAGUAAAUGAAGGUCAACAUCCUCGCCCAUCAACUAGCCGAGGAACACAACGCCUCUACAUCCGCCUCAACACCCUGCAUUAUCUUCUCUCCCACCUCCACUCCCUCGACAAAACUCUCUCCAUCUCCCCUCGCAUCGUUCCUUCUACCCGCAACCGUUUCAGCAACAACCGGAGGUCUUUCAGCUCAUACUUUGAGGUUGCUAGCUCAUCCAUCGAAGCCGCCUGCCUACACGUCUCAGAAGUUGCCGCCUACCGCCUCAUCUUCCUUGACUCCAACUCUGUCUUCUACGGUUGUCUCUAUGUCGACGACGUCACCAAUGCAAGGAUUCGACCGGCAUUGCGAACUCUCAAGCAGAAUCUCACUCUCAUGACAUCGAUUCUCACCGACCGAGCUCAAUCCCCGGCGAUAAAAGAAGUCAUGAAGGCAUCGUUCGAGGCAUACCUUAUGGUUUUGCUUGCUGGGGGGUCCUCCAGGGUCUUCUAUUGGUCUGAUCACGAGAUGCUUGAGGAGGAUUUCAAGAGCUUGAAGCAGGUUUUCUGCAUGUGCGGAGAAGGGUUGAUAGCUGAGGAAGUGGUGGACCGGGAGGCUGAAAUAGUUGAAGGGGUGAUAACAUUGAUGGGGCAGGGCACCGAACAACUCGUGGAAGAUUUUAGCAUUGUGACAUGUGAAACAAGCGGCAUUGGAGUUGUGGGUUCAGGGCAAAAGCUACCGAUGCCUCCAACAACAGGAAGGUGGAAUAGAGCGGAUCCGAAUACAAUAUUAAGAGUGUUGUGCCACAGGAAUGACAGAGCCGCAAAUAAGUUCUUGAAGAGGGCAUUCCAAUUGGCAAAGAGGAGAUGAAAAUAAUUUGUUUUUUCUUGUAUAAUUGAAGCAGAUCGAGAGAUUGGA